This is a messenger RNA of Caenorhabditis remanei, 3639 nucleotides long. RefSeq lists its product as uncharacterized. Gene Ontology annotation, molecular function: histone binding. Lineage: Eukaryota; Metazoa; Nematoda; Chromadorea; Rhabditida; Rhabditidae. The transcript has 14 exons. Gene Ontology annotation, cellular component: condensed chromosome, centromeric region; nucleus. Gene Ontology annotation, biological process: mitotic cell cycle; mitotic chromosome condensation; meiotic chromosome condensation. The record is from RefSeq and is a predicted model, not a curated record. Bases 1 to 3639 code for a protein of 1212 amino acids.
AUGGAUACUGUUUCUGGACUGCUGGAAGAUCCUGAGAACGCUGUUCGAGUUAAUCAACCCUGGAUCACUCAUUUUUUUCGAAUUUGGAGGGUUCUCGCAAAUGACUACUCAAUGGGAACGCAAAUUGCGAACAGCAUGUUCAAAGAUACACUCGAAUUGGCUUAUCUCGAAACAUCAAGCACUUUUCCCUUCAUUGAGCCUUUGGUUCAACUGAUGAAAGAAGGUGACGACAAUAACCAACCUAGAAUCAACAAACCUCUCUAUCAUGUACUCGAAAUGAUCGCUCAUCGAGCAUGCUGUCUCUACAGUGGUGACCGAGCUGAUCGUCCACCACCAAAAGCAUAUUGUAUGAUCGUACAAAAUCUGGCUGUAAACUGUCACGAUAUAAUGCUCCACGAUGUUGCUUCGGUUUACAAGCUACUAGAAAACCCACACCCAAAUGUUCGUAUGUCUACACUUCAAGCACUUGCCGAUAUGUUUUCUUCACCGUAUCUCAGUCAAUCUUUCUGUGACAAUUUUGAGCCUCGAGCAAAAAAACGGAGAACAAUUUUCGAAAAAAUAGUUGCACACACCAACGAUGAAGGAACAAACGUUAGAGCGAAAGCGGUCGCUUUACUGCGUAAUCUUAUGGAAAAUCGGAGAAUUCCAGAAGAGUUUGAAAGUUCUGGUUUCGUAACAGUUGUUGGCAGUCGUCUUCAAGACAGGUCUGUUCAAGUGAGAAAGGCAACAAUACAAUUCCUUGCCGCAUUUCUUGACAAUAACAGACAUGGUCACGAUUUCAAUCGCGCAGCCCACGUGGAGGUGCUUGAUCAAAAAUCAAGAGAGUUGAGACUCAUGAACAAACCUCGAUUGAGAGUAAUGCAAGAAGCUGAAAAUACUAUGACCCGACGACAGUUCCAGUUGAGAAGUGAAAUAAAAGAUCAACUCCUAGCAUUAUUAAGCGGAGAGACUGAGUUGGAUGGAACAGCAGGAAGGCUUGAUGAAGUUCUCCAAUCUAUUAACGAGGAUGGUGCUGGAGCAAGAGUUGCUAGAUAUUAUGCCCGUUCCGACAGAUUUCCCAUACACAUGAACGACCCAGAACACAAAGAAAAACAUGGAUUACAGUUGGUGGACGAAUGUGUGAAGUUCAUACUCGAAACUUUAGAAGGCGAUUACAUUCACUACAAAGUUCAACAAUUGCAAAUGGACGAUGAUCAACUGCUUGAAGAUGAACAGCAAGCUCGGGAUCGUUCUCACGAGUCUCUUCAGUUGAGAGCUCAAAUGCAGCAGCUCAUAGACAAAAUGUGUAUUGAGGUGGAACUAACAAAGUGUGUAGAAAUGACUUUGAGAUGUGUUCUCAUGGGCGAUUCAGCUGAAAUCAAGGAGGGAAUCAAGUUUUUGACACGUUGUAAAUUGUUCGGGAUCUCUGGUGCUGAUGAUGCUAUUCGAUCGAUGUGUUGUUUAGUUUGGAGACCAGCUGCCGAUAUCAUUUCCGAGUUGAUUGAAGCUGCCGAAAAUAUGUUCAUAAGUCGACUGGAGGGAAAUGAAAAGGCAUCAGAAAGAGAUAAAUCAACAGUUGAAAAUUUGAUGUCCGCAAUGAAAGGAGUAACUGAAAGAGACCGUUCUUCUGUUGAGGAAGUUAUUUAUCUUUUGGCCGCCGUCGAGUUAGAACCAGUAAUUGAUGAUAAAUCGAAACCUUCGAGAAAAAGAAAGACAAUUGAGAGUAAUGUCAUCGCAAAGUUAUGGAACAUUGCGUUGGAUACAUCAGUUGGAAACGAAGAGAGAAAGGCUGUCGCACUCCGCAUUCUCUAUCCGAUUUCUAAAACGGAAAAGGGCCUUCCAGAAGCACGUAGUCGGCUCCGAUCGCUUCAAAAGAAAUUAGUAGAAGGCCCAGUGCUAGCUGUUGAAGCUCUCCGCAUCAUCUCUAUUCUAGGAUUACCGACAAAACAGGAAAAAGAUGCCCACGCAUACAACAAGCCCAUCUUCCGUAUUAAUCCGGAGGAUUCUUUAUUCAGAUCCAUUGAGCAGGUCUUUUUCCACGAAGUAGUGAAAGCGGACGACGAUCCGAAUCGUGAUUGGUUCGGAAUCAUGCGUUAUUCCAUCAGUAGUAUUUUGAAUAUAUCUAUGGAUGUUAACGUUGUGCUUCCAAGGCUCGCUUCACAAUUUCUCUUCAGAGCCAAGAGAAUCACCGAGUUCUACAUUUUCUACAGUAACCAAGCAAACGAAGCAACAGAUGCUAACAAAACCGCUGUCGCUGCUCGACGCAGAGACUAUUGGGCGUUGACUUGGUGCCGAGUAAUGGAGAAGUUAAUGGCAUUUUGUGGAGAACUCGCAGUCCAACUGCAUGCGUUUAUUCAAGUGAAUAUCCCACGUUUACAUAACAGAUAUGCUAACAAGAUACUGGACGCGGAAAAGAAUGAUUCAAAAGCUCGAGAAGAGGCGGUUCGGUUCCUUACUGAUCUCGAAAAGUCAAUCGCACAAAGAAAGACGAUUUUCGAGGUUCCACAAGAUCUCACGCCAGGCACCUCAUCAAAUACUCUUCAUCAUCUGGUGGCUCUAAUGUGUGAUAAGAGAAUGUUUGUUCCAAACAGGCUUCUUGGAAGACUACUACCAAUCAUCGUUUACUCAUUGCGUGCGAAUACAAUGCCAUUGCGUGUCAAACAAGCUGCUCUCGUUGCUUAUGGAAAAUACCUACCUUUGAGUGCCGACAUCUCUUCCUUUGCUGCCCCAUCAUUCUUCACAGCAAUGAUGGGAUCCGAAUCGACUUUGGUUCGGUGCAAUUUGAUUGCUGCUUGCUGUGAUUUUGCUUUUGCACAACCGACACUCUUCGAGCUUUACGCUCCGAGCCUAUUCAGAAUGUCUCAAGACGAAUCUCCACUUGCACGCGAAUCGACGAUUCUCGUCUUGUCUCAUCUCAUGUCCAAUGAUAUGAUUCAAACUCGUGGAGUUCUCUCAGAACCUGCACGCUGUAUAAGCGACUCUGUUCGGUCUGUCAGGGAAGCCGCCGAGUCCUUCUUUAGGGAAUUGAACCAAAGAAGUGAUACAAUAAUUCAACUUCUCCCUGAAUUUUUGUACCGACUUUCUUCGAAAACAGAACGGCUGCCGAUGAAGGCGUACAAAAUAGUCUUUGAAUUCCUGAUCCAGUUACUCAAAGAGAAGAGCAAGUCCAGUUCGGACACGAUGAUCGAUCGGGUCUGUUUGAAAUUUUCGAACAUCGACAUGAACGAUACCGAGGCUCCGAAAUAUCUACUCAUAGCUCUUUCCAAAUUCGCUCAGAGCGAUGGAGGUCUCACAAGACUUCAAGAUAAUUGGCGUCACUGGAGUAAAUUUCUCUGUCAACCACAAGUGGCUAGAGAAUUCCGCCACAUGGUUGAGCAUUUGCAGUCCUCUUCAAAGAGUGAAGAUUUCAAGAAUCAUUGCAGUGAGCUCAUUGCCAAUAUUGAUAAGAUCCAAGAAGAAGGUCUCCGAAAAGAAGAUAUCACUGCUGCACCUGCGGCUGCAAAGAGAGGAGGUAGAGGACGAAAGCCAGCUGCAGCUGCUGUUGCGAAAGAUUCUGACGAUGUCCCAGGGCCUUCAACUCGAACUCCAAAAAAACGACGUCGUCGUGCAGUUUCCGAAGAAUCGGAAGAAUCCCCUGCGGCAGACUCUGAUUUCGAAUAA